Oppia nitens is the source of this 584-nucleotide messenger RNA. It is a transcript of the gene Dtd, whose product is annotated as D-aminoacyl-tRNA deacylase-like. Lineage: Eukaryota; Metazoa; Arthropoda; Arachnida; Sarcoptiformes; Oppiidae. The transcript is spliced from 4 exons. The record is from RefSeq and is a predicted model, not a curated record. Gene Ontology annotation, cellular component: cytoplasm. The coding region runs from base 52 to 552 and encodes 166 amino acids. Gene Ontology annotation, molecular function: D-tyrosyl-tRNA(Tyr) deacylase activity. Gene Ontology annotation, biological process: tRNA metabolic process.
CUGUUGACAGUGAGAUACGGUUAGUUGUGUGAUAAUUAUCAUAUAAUUGCUAUGAGAGCUGUCAUCCAACGGGUCCAAAAUGCAUCGGUAUUUGUCAACGAUCAGCUGAUCUCACAGAUAGGCAAAGGUCUGUGCGUUUUGGUCGGCAUAUCAAGAGAUGACACCCGAGAGGACAUGGAUUACAUUGUCCGAAAGAUAUUGAAUACCCGAUUGUUUGACAAUCGGGAAACAGGGAAACGAUGGUCGGAUAGUGUUGUCGAUAGAGACUAUGAAAUACUAAGUGUCAGUCAGUUUACACUCUACGGUAACCUCAAAAAGGGUAAUAAACCUGAUUUUCAUCAGUCGAUGGACACGAAACUGUCCGAAGAUUUUUACAAUGAAUUCUUGGAUAAGUUGCGGACCGGAUAUAAAUCGGAUAGAGUUAAAGAUGGACAGUUCGGUGCUAUGAUGGCCGUCAAUAUCUGCAAUGACGGACCCGUUACCAUCACAUUGGAGUCGCCGACGACGACAAACAAAAGUACACAACAAACAGAUAAACCAACAAAUAGUUAAAUAAUAAUAAUAAUACAGUAAUAAAUAAAAUG